AUGUCAAUGUCGGCUACAAAGUCAGAUAAGUACGUCAAUGACUCGGGUUCAGACCUGGAGGGUGAAGAAGAGACUUAUGUAGCACCCAAGAAUUACCACAAAUACGAUUUAAGGUCCAAGUUCGAGCCUCGGGACAAUCGAGAAAUAUGGUUGAUAAAGACCCCAAAGGGCUUUCCCAUUGAAAAAUUGCAGACUUUACCGGUAUCGUUUGGUUUGACAUCUAAAAAUGGACUCAAUACCUCUGCUGCCACAUUCAAGGUUGAGAACCGGUCUUUUCAACUUUAUGAAGAAUCAUUUGCAGCAGAAAGCGAGGCACACAAGUACUCUAUAUUGGGCCAUAAAGGGGAGAACCAAUUGGAGCCUGUGGAAAAAACAAUAGACAGAUUCUACAACAUUAGUGAGAAGAUUGCUAUUCCUGAUAUUAACUAUGAAAAAGUUGUCAUUCCAAGAAAAGAUGUGGAGAAGAUUGACGGUUUGGUGAUGAAGCAUUAUCCUACUGGUUACGGAGCCAGCGACUUUGAGGAGGCACGGGCUCCGAAACGGACAGCAUCUCACUCUGAGAACGGGACCCAUAAAAAGAGAAAGACUGAAAGUGAAAGCGGCGAAAAGGAGAAGAAGGAAAAGAAAGACAAGAAAGAGAAGAAGGAAAAGAAAGAAAAGAAGGAAAAGAAGGAAAAGAAAGAUAAAAAGGAUAAGAAGGAGAAGAAAGAGAAGAAUUAA
This is a messenger RNA of Meyerozyma guilliermondii ATCC 6260, 720 nucleotides long. RefSeq names its product DNA-directed RNA polymerase I subunit (gene RPA34). Gene Ontology annotation, biological process: transcription by RNA polymerase I. Bases 1 to 720 code for a protein of 239 amino acids. Lineage: Eukaryota; Fungi; Ascomycota; Pichiomycetes; Serinales; Debaryomycetaceae. The record is from RefSeq and is a predicted model, not a curated record. The transcript has a single exon.